Messenger RNA from Lichtheimia ornata, 1830 nucleotides. RefSeq lists its product as uncharacterized. The record is from RefSeq and is a predicted model, not a curated record. Bases 1 to 1830 code for a protein of 609 amino acids. NCBI's taxonomy places the organism in Eukaryota, Fungi, Mucoromycota, Mucoromycetes, Mucorales, Lichtheimiaceae. Gene Ontology annotation, molecular function: protein binding. The transcript is spliced from 2 exons.
AUGACUAGCCUGUCAACCAACUUUGUCACUGUUUUCCCAUCAGAAAUAUCAGGUCAUGUAUUUUCCUUCCUUCCGCAACACGAUCGAAUCGAGUAUGCAAGGGUGUGCCGAUUAUGGCGAGAGGGGAUUUUAUUGCAUCGUUGGGAUCCACAUACAUGGUGUUCCUAUGACCUUUUAUUGUACUCUCUUCAUCAAGACCUUGUAUUCUUUGCAAAAGUUGCACCAUACAUUGAGGAGCUCCACGCCUUUGAUCGCACCUAUGAUGAUGAUGAUGAAAAAGCAGUACACGUGGACAUGGAUCAUCUUGCCAUGUUAACAUCCAUAACACUACCCAAGCUUCGAGUCCUUGACUAUGUCUGCUUUGGUUUACAUCGGAACGUGUUGACGCGAUUACUUGGUCACGUGGGCGCACAACUCGAACGACUCGAGAUUAAAAUCGAGUACGAAUCCAAUACCUAUUGGCCACCAUGCAUCCAUGAGAUCCUCCAGCACUGCCCACAACUCCAACACCUUACAUACAAUGCUGACUUUUCAAAUGACAUUAUGAUUCAAGAUUUCGAAGCAGCAGACGACGAACCACAGCAUCAGCAGCGAGCCAAGUACCCAUUGUUGCAAACAUUACAACUUGAACGUGAAGAUUUUCAAACGUCCAAGCUAUUACCUUUUCUACGCGCAUGUCCACACCUACGUCGUUUACAUUUAAGCUCUGCAUUGGUAUGCAACGUAGAUCUAUUAUUAGUGUUCGACACGUGUCCAGCAUUACAAUCAUUAGAGAUCGACGUCAAGCAUGAUACGCGAGAGAUGGAUAAACUUUAUUGGUGGAAAGCAGCUUGGACACACCAUCCUUUGCAUGAUGGUAAUGUAGCAUCACACGGCUUGUCGCAUUUGAUUGUAACCAACUUAUGCCGCACGCAUCAACUCUACGCUCUCAAUACCAUUGUGAAUCAACAUUACCAGACACUGAAGCAUAUAGAGGUGGCCAUUUCAAAUGACCUUGACACCCAUCAUACUGGAAGCAAACAUGAAGCCAUUUGCAAUGCACCACCUCAUCUUGAAAAGUUGGAUUAUCAUUUUGGUCGACAUCAAUACAUGGAUGAUGAUUUGGAGUUUCUGAUUCGUCCACACCUUGAACAAUGCCUACAGCUGACAUGGGUCUCUAUCAAGGCUGAUACUGGCAACCAUCAUCAUCCAAUUUUACCACGAUGGGCAUUUGAAGCUCUUGCCCAAUUAUCCGACUUGCGCCAUCUUUGUAUCCAAAUACCGAAUGAUCCCAAUGACAUGAUUUACUUUCUCAACACAAUCAAGAAGCGUAAAAGGAUGGUGUUGACAUCGCUGUUGUACCAAGGUUUAUGGCUAUCGAAUAUAAAAGUGAUACGAGCGAUUGUUGCAAUUCCUUCGUUACAAUGCCUAGCUUUGAGUGUACCAUCCAUGCAUGAGCACGUGCCAAGAAAUGAAAUGCUGGAAACGCUGCAGCUUUUACAAGGCGCUCCAUGCCUACAAUCACUUGCAUUCACCAACGUCAACGGGUUUGGUCCACACCGUGUAUGGAAAGAGAUUCGUGAUAUGCCCCAUCUUGAGCAGCUUUACAUUGUGACCUAUGCUGUUACUAGCAAAAAAGGCAUACGUCAUCUUGCUAAUCGUCAACCACCCUUAAAGGCACUCGUCAUUAUGGAAUCAUCCGAUGAUUGCUAUCACCGCGAACGUGACAAUGAUUUAUUGCAAACUUUGGAAUAUGCAAGGACCAAAAUCAAGAUCGUGCGUGGCGAACAUGAUUGUGGAAAAUGCUGUCAACCUCGAACAAAUAAAGAAGCACGCAUGUAUGGGCUGUAA